Protobothrops mucrosquamatus (brown spotted pit viper) is the source of this 363-nucleotide messenger RNA. RefSeq names its product neurophysin 1-like. The transcript has 3 exons. The record is from RefSeq and is a predicted model, not a curated record. NCBI's taxonomy places the organism in Eukaryota, Metazoa, Chordata, Lepidosauria, Squamata, Viperidae. Gene Ontology annotation, cellular component: extracellular region; secretory granule. The coding region runs from base 1 to 363 and encodes 120 amino acids. Gene Ontology annotation, molecular function: neurohypophyseal hormone activity.
AUGUCUUACAACAUGUUGGCUUUCUGCUUAUUUUCGUUGCUCGCUUUUUCUUCUGCUUGCUACAUCCAGAACUGUCCCAUUGGAGGGAAGAGAUCCAUUCUGGAUAUGGAAGUCAGAAAGUGCAUUUCCUGCGGGCCGAGGAACCGAGGCCACUGCUUCGGGCCCAACAUCUGUUGCGGAGAAGAGCUGGGUUGUUACUUUGGCACAGCGGAAACUUUGCGAUGCCAGGAAGAAAUUUUUCUCCCGACCCCUUGCGAGUCUGGAAGGAAGCCGUGCGGGAGCAACGGGGGAACCUGUGCUGCCUCUGGCAUCUGCUGCAAUCACGAGGGUUGCAUGGUUGAUUCCGUAUGCGAUCAAGAAUGA